GUUGCUAGCAGAAACCAAAGCAGAGAGGAUUCGUAGCAGUAGUAUCCUAAGGGCUAGGAGGGUGCCGAAGUGUCGAAUGGGUGGGAGAGGAGCGUGACCAAUUAUCGCGCGAUAUCACGUCGCGGUGUUCCUCCGGCUGCUAGGCGAACGGUGCCAGUCGAUAACGGCUGGUCUAUACGCUAUUUGUACUUGGUCGUAUCGAGGUAAUCGAUAAUAAUAAUUGCAGCUCGUGGUCUUGGAGGCAGCCCUCCUCCACCUCUUGGAACGGCCCUACAAGCGGAUGGGGUUGCGAAUCUUGCUCGGGGUAAAAGAGUGUUUGUAGGGGAGAGGUAGAGAGAAAAGGCACGCGUGCGGAGGAAGAACGCCUCGACGAAUGGGAUGAAGAGGGUGGUUCGUGGGCAGGGCAUAGGAACCGGCGUUCGAAAGGUUCCGCCCUCGAAAAGGUAUGUAGGGAAAGAGGGAGAAACAGUGUGAGAAGGGGGGGAGACAGAGAAAGAGAGAGAGAGAGAAAAAGAGAGGAGAGAACGACUGAGAAAAAGAGAGAGAGAGAGAGAGAGAGAGAGAGAGAAAGAACGAUUGAGAGAGAGGGACGAAGAUAAAAGAUGUCUCGUGGCAAGCUGUUUCUACGUUCAGUCGACAUCGGUACUUCUUUCGGGAACGUUCGAAUACUGUCCGUGUUUUCUUUCACAAAAAAAAAAAAAGAAAAAAGAAAAAGAGCACAAAAACAGAAAGGGACACAAGGAGGAAGAAAAAGCACGCAAAGAAGUGAAUGAGAAAAUUUAUUGAAAAUUGAUGUAUGGAUUGUGAAGUGAAUUUAGGAAAAAAAAUUUCACAUAUCUUUGUUAUUUUAUUAUUAUAGAAAAGAAAGAACCGGAGAGUUAAUAAAGAAUAUUCGAAGAGUGAAUUUGAAUUUCCAUCACGGAAGGAAUUAUGAUGAGCACUCACCAACACCCGAGUUAUGGAUUUCUCUCGGGUAUGGAUUUACACUCGGUGCACCAUGUGAAUCAAGAAAUGAGCGCGAGCGCACAACAGAACGUCGUAACAGCGCAAGAACAACAUAUAAAAAGACCGAUGAACGCGUUUAUGGUAUGGUCGAGAAUACAACGAAAGAAAAUUGCUUUAGACAAUCCGAAAAUGCAUAAUUCAGAAAUAUCGAAGCGUCUCGGUGCGGAAUGGAAACUUCUUUCAGAUGCGGAAAAACGACCGUUCAUUGACGAAGCCAAACGAUUACGUGCUAUGCAUAUGAAAGAACAUCCAGAUUACAAAUAUCGACCACGAAGAAAACCAAAGGUACCGGUAUCAGUAGUUUCUGGUAAACCAGGUUCCAUGAAUCCUGGGGGGUUUCCAAGUUUUCCCCUUCCACCAUAUUUUGCUGCACCGACAGCUCCAGUUUCUCAUCAUCAUCAUCAUCAUCAUCCACAUCCACUUGACUAUCCACCUUUGUCACCAUAUUUUGGAUCUGCCUUCGAUGCCGUUCAUUUGAGCAAGCUCGUUGCUAGCGGUGGUGCAUCAAGUGCCUCGAGUUCGAACUGUGCGGCAGCCGCAGCCGCGGAAGCGACAAGUAACAGUGCAGCCUCCGCUGCGGCUGUUGUCAGUAGCUUCUAUUCUGGAUUAUAUUCCACGGCAGCAUCACCUAUAAAAACUUAUCACACCCCCUCGACUCAUCUUGGGCCUUUAUUCUCAAGUGGUCAUCACGCGCCACCGGGAUCAAGUCAAUCAACGCAUCCAUCCCUUGUAUUUCCAUCGACUUCAUCUAACGGAACUGGAAGUAUCGUCACGACGACCAGCAGUCCCGGAAGCAGUCCAAGAUCACCUCCAGUGCCGUCCACACAACACAGUCAUCAACAACUCGUAACACCCACGACUACGCCAAGCCUUGAUCUCGAUCAACAUCGUAGACCGGUCUCCGUCAUUUUUUAAUCUUUUUUCAAGCCUUCUCUUUUAAUCGAUACAGCGAAUGAUUACUUUAAAUGAUAUUUGAUCACGUGUAUUCUUCGUCGACAGUCCUGGUUCUCUUUCAAUCUCAAGAGGAUACCUACCUACGACGCGAAUAAUUUAAUUAUCAUAAUUGCAAUGUUGAUAAAAAGUAAACGAUCAUUUAGGCGGGGUUUUUGCAGAUUUCUUUUUUUUUUCAAUUCUAUCUUGUUCAUUCUUUAUCCCCCCACCCGCCCCCCCAUCUUUGUUCAAUCUGUAUCCCUUUUCUGUUCUGCUUCUGAAUACAUUUAUAUUUUUUUCUAAUAAUCAUGCUUGCAUAUUUGUAUUAAGAACGCGAUCGUUUUAUUUGCCGAAGUUUCAAAGAUCGAAUUAUUUUUCUAUUCUUUUUAUUUACUUUUAAUCGUUCGCUGAAUUUCAUUGUUACUCCCAAUGAUCUUUAGAAAUUAAUAAAGGAUUGGCUAGUCAAGAUUUUCACAAAUAACGUGAUUUUUCGUCGUUAGUUAUAUAGCUUUAAUUACAAUUAUGUAAAUAACAUGUAAAACUGAUAAACAAUUCGAACGAGAACAAUUCUUCUUAGGAUCUAUUGAAUUCGACGAUUUUUUAUCAA
Vespa crabro (European hornet) is the source of this 2542-nucleotide messenger RNA. RefSeq names its product SOX domain-containing protein dichaete-like. Gene Ontology annotation, biological process: regulation of DNA-templated transcription; anatomical structure morphogenesis; cell differentiation. Lineage: Eukaryota; Metazoa; Arthropoda; Insecta; Hymenoptera; Vespidae. The transcript has 2 exons. Bases 931 to 1920 code for a protein of 329 amino acids. The record is from RefSeq and is a predicted model, not a curated record. Gene Ontology annotation, molecular function: RNA polymerase II cis-regulatory region sequence-specific DNA binding; DNA-binding transcription factor activity, RNA polymerase II-specific.